GGCUCCACUGCCCGAGAAUGGGAAUUCUCUUCACCAGGAUAUGGAGACUGUUCAACCACCAGGAGCACAAAGUUAUAAUUGUUGGGCUGGAUAAUGCAGGGAAAACUACCAUCCUUUACCAAUUUUCUAUGAAUGAAGUUGUACACACAUCCCCUACAAUAGGAAGUAAUGUAGAAGAGAUAGUGAUUAAUAAUACCCGUUUCCUAAUGUGGGAUAUUGGUGGCCAAGAAUCUCUUCGUUCUUCCUGGAACACUUACUAUACUAACACAGAGUUUGUAAUAGUUGUUGUGGACAGUACAGACAGAGAGAGGAUUUCUGUAACUAGAGAAGAACUCUAUAAAAUGUUAGCACAUGAGGACUUAAGGAAAGCCGGAUUGCUGAUUUUUGCUAAUAAACAAGAUGUUAAAGAAUGCAUGACUGUAGCAGAAAUCUCUCAGUUUUUGAAGCUAACUUCUAUCAAAGAUCACCAGUGGCAUAUCCAGGCCUGCUGUGCUCUUACUGGAGAGGGAUUAUGUCAAGGAUUUGAAUGGAUGAUGUGCCGAUUUAAGAUUAGAUGAUCUCUACUGACCUCGUGUUA
Molecule: messenger RNA, 577 nt
Organism: Lepus europaeus (European hare)
Lineage: Eukaryota; Metazoa; Chordata; Mammalia; Lagomorpha; Leporidae
Product: ADP-ribosylation factor-like protein 5A
Exons: 1
Coding region: 18-557 (179 amino acids)
Biological process (GO): vesicle-mediated transport; intracellular protein transport; protein localization to Golgi membrane
Cellular component (GO): trans-Golgi network; cytoplasm
Molecular function (GO): GTP binding; GTPase activity
Source: RefSeq, a predicted model, not a curated record